Messenger RNA from Pseudomassariella vexata, 5688 nucleotides. RefSeq lists its product as uncharacterized. NCBI's taxonomy places the organism in Eukaryota, Fungi, Ascomycota, Sordariomycetes, Amphisphaeriales, Pseudomassariaceae. Gene Ontology annotation, molecular function: ATP hydrolysis activity; ATP binding; DNA binding. The coding region runs from base 1 to 5688 and encodes 1895 amino acids. The record is from RefSeq and is a predicted model, not a curated record. The transcript is spliced from 4 exons.
AUGGCAUCCAGAUUGGAUCGUCUUGUGACGAUCUUAGAAACGGGGAGUACUAAGCUGAUAAAGGACACCGCCGUGAAUCAGUUGGCAGAUUGGCAGAAGCAGCAACCUGAGGAGCUUUUCAAUCUACUCUCCCGAGUCGUGCCUUACCUUCGACACAAGGAUUGGGACACGAGAGCUACAGCUGCCAAAGCGAUCGGCAAGAUCAUUGAAAACGCCCCUAUCUAUGAUCCCAACGAAGACGAAGAUGCAUCGCUAGCCAAGAAGGAGGAGCUAGCUAGCGAAAACGGUCAUGUCAAAAAAGAGGAAGAACCUGACGUUCUGCUCCCUUCUGACCAGUACUUUAAGCUGGAAACUUUAGAUCUACCCAUGAUCCUCAAAUACGGCCGCGACUUGUUGCGUACGGGCAAUGUUGACUACGGACUAGCUAGUCUCGAGCCACAGGCUCGACUGGCCCAUCAGAAGAAGACGCUCAUUGGCCGGCUGGGAUUGUUGGGAAGAAACUUCGAGGAUGAGGAGAUCCCAAUCACAAUUGAAAAAUCCGCGAGUCCAAUGACACCUCAAGAUGCCGUCAGCCACAACGGGCUCGGGCGCCAGGACAGCAUUGCCAAUUUGGGACCGAGUCAGCCGACCGAGGAAUCCGGCUUGAGUGCGAGGCAACUCAACGUCCUGAAGCGGAAGCGGAAGAGAGACGCCCAGAAGGCAGCGCAAGGCAAGGGAGGCUUCGGCGAUCUUUCGAUACGGCGUUCCUUCACCGCAGGGUCCGACGGAGUUGAGUUGGACAUGCCAAUGCCCGAUGCCGACUCCAAGAAGAACGGCAAGACUGACUACUUUAAUCUCGAGAGGCCUGCAGACGUUGAUGAGGACACGAAGGUGGUCUCGGAGUUCAAAGGCCCUGUAAUACCCAUCAAGUCAGAAAUAGAGGCACAAGACGAGCUCCAAGGUGCGGAAUGGCCCUAUGAGCGUCUCUGUGAAUUCCUCAAGAUUGACAUUUUUGACCCGCAAUGGGAGACCCGUCACGGUGCCGCACUCGGACUCAGAGAAAUUCUGAGGGUGCAUGGUGCCGGCGCUGGCCGAUUGAGAGGCAAGUCCAGAGCAGAAAAUAGAGAGCUCAACCGAAUAUGGCUGGAUGAUAUAGCAUGUCGGCUUUGUUGCGUCCUCAUGCUUGACAGAUUCACGGACUACGCUUCGGACACUUCGGUCGCUCCCAUUAGAGAAACCGUGGGCCAGACACUGGGUUCCUUUUUGAAACAUGUGUCUCCGGGGUCCGUCUAUAGCAUAUACACGAUUUUAUAUCGCAUGGUUAUGCAGCAAGAUUUAGGUUUGGACAGGCCGGUGUGGUCUGUGUGCCAUGGUGGCAUGGUCGGCCUGAGAUAUGUCGUAGCCGUACGGAAAGACAUGUUGCUCCAACACAACGAUAUGAUUGAUGGCAUCGUCGGUGCGGUCAUGAAAGGACUCGGUGAUAGCGAUGACGAUGUUCGGUCGGUUAGCGCUGCGACACUAAUUCCAAUGGCUCAAGAAUUCGUGAGCUUGCGCCCUUCGGCGCUGAACGAUUUGAUCAACAUUGUCUGGGAAAGUUUGUCUAGCCUGGGCGAUGAUUUGAGCGCCAGCACUGGCAAGAUCAUGGAUCUUCUUGCCACUCUCUGUGGGUUCCCCGAGGUACUCGAGGCCAUGAAGUCAUCUGCUGAGCAGGAUGAUGAGAGAUCAUUCAAACUUUUGGUCCCACGAUUGUACCCUUUCUUACGCCAUACCAUUACUUCAGUUCGCCUUGCCGUCCUCAAGGCUCUGAUGACAUUCGUCAACCUGGGUCAAGAAUCACUGGGCUGGCUAGAUGGGAGAACCCUUCGACUCAUCUUCCAAAAUCUCCUGGUGGAGCGAGACGUCAAUACUCUGAAUAUAUCCAUGGAGGUUUGGACAUCACUCGUCGGUUGCCUAGCCACAAACCCAGAGCUUCUCGCACAGGAGUUUAGCCCGCAUAUCGACGCACUUAUGCAUCUCACCCUGCAUCCAAUUGGUGUGUCGCGAAACCCGAUCCCAAUGAACGGCAUGCUGUUCCAGAAGCCCUCUGGUGGUACUUAUUCCAUGCCAGGGAUGCCAGGGAUGCCACAGCCCCCUUUGCGUAAAGGUUCCGAACCGGAAGGCAGUGAGAGAGCCGCAAAAAGGCGUAGGAAGUCAACUAAGGUCGAUGACACCCCGGCGACUACACACUCUCAUGAUCUUGAUGGCCAUAUGAUGCUAGGCGACGUGGAUCUUGUGGGCAUGGAAACCCUCGUUCGAUCUCGAGUAUCAGCCGCGAAGGCCAUGGGCCACAUUAUGUCCAAAGUCUCGUCGGCAGCAUUGGAAACAUAUGAUGCCACCUUGGUCCCCAGCUUCUCCUCGUCAUAUGCGUCAACACAAUUGACUGCAUGUGUUAUCAUUGACGAGUUCGCCAAGAACAGAGAUCCUGGCUUACAUCAAGAGAUGCGAUAUGUUGGAGAGCUGCAAAAGAUUAUUGAUUCCGAACGCCCAUCUCACUAUAGAGACCUUGUCAGUUACGUCCAGAGGGUGCGCUCGCAGUGCUCACAACUACUCAACCUCUUCAGAGACCACGGAAAGGUGUCUCAAAGCAAGCUGCCGGCCCUUCCUGUCGUCGUCCAGGGCGAAGCGGAUGCGGGACCCAGUGCUUUCUCGCUCUCCAUGGCCGAAAAAUGUGUUGGCGAUGACUACGAACGGUUGAGAAAGGCAAUGGCACCUGCACAACGGUUGAUAGCGACAACCGACUUGGCCGAGGCCCGCAAAUCGACGCUCUCGGCCAUUGAUGAGGCCAAGGCCAUCAAGGACUCCCGCGAUAUUCGGAUCAAGGCGGCGGCCGCCUGUGCACUUAUUUCCAUGAUGGUAAUGCCCAAAAAGCCGAGCCCUCUCAUCAAGGGCAUCAUGGACAGUGUCAAGCUCGAGGAAAACCAACUGUUGCAGAGCCGAUCUGCCGAGACCAUCUCGCGACUCGUACAAUUAUUCACCACCAAGGGGCGUCGUGGGCCUGCAGACAAAGUCGUCGCAAAUCUCGUCAAGUUCUCUUGCAUGGAGGUCGCCGAGACGCCCGAGUUCCCCGUACACGCAGCUAAGACCGACUGCAUCUUGUCCAUGCAGAAGGAAGAAGAUCGAGUUGACCAUGAAGAUGCUGAGAAAUGGGCACGUGAAGCUAAGGCUGCACGUAUCACGCGACGAGGAGCGAAAGAAGCGCUCGAGGUACUCAGUCGGUCCUUCGGCGCCGCAAUUUUCGAAAUGGUGCCGAGCCUGAGGGCUCUAAUGGAAGUUCCCUUGAUCACAGCUUUUUCCGGGGACCUGCCUGCUGAGGCGAGGAAUCCCGGGCUAACACUAGGCCAGGAGAUUGUUGAUGCCAUGUCAGUCGUUCGCACAAUGGUGCCUAACCUCCAUGAGUCUCUCCAUCCAUUCGUCAUGCAGCAAGUGCCUCUUGUUAUCAAGGCGCUGCAUUCUGAAUUGUCUGUUUACCGUUAUAUGGCUGCGAAGUGCCUUGCUACCAUUUGCAGUAUCAUCACGGUUGAAGGCAUGACGGCUUUGGUAGAGAAGGUUCUACCAUCCAUAAACAAUCCUCUCGAUCUUCACUUCCGCCAAGGUGCCAUUGAGGCCAUCUACCACUUGAUCGCGGUAAUGGGCGAUGGUAUUCUGCCUUAUGUCAUUUUCCUCAUCGUUCCGGUCUUAGGUCGCAUGAGUGAUUCGGACAAUGAUAUCCGAUUAAUCUCCACAACGUCUUUUGCUACUCUCGUCAAGCUGGUUCCUCUCGAAGCGGGCAUACCCGAUCCGCCGGGUCUCUCGGAGGAAUUACUCAAAGGCAGGAAUCGGGAACGCACGUUCAUUGGUCAGCUCUUGGAUCCAAAGAAGGUCGAGCCAUUCACGAUUCCCGUAGCCAUCAAUGCUGAGCUACGCUCAUAUCAACAAGAAGGCGUGAAUUGGCUCAACUUUCUCAACAGGUAUCAUCUACAUGGUAUUCUGUGUGACGAUAUGGGUCUCGGGAAGACUCUUCAGACGAUUUGUAUGGUUGCCAGUGACCAUUACAACAGAGCUGAAGAAUUCAAGAAGACUGGCGCUCUUGACGUGCGAAAGCUCCCAUCACUUAUUGUUUGCCCCCCCACGUUAUCGGGACACUGGCAACAGGAGUUGAAAACUUACGCCCCAUUCCUGACCGUGACGGCUUUUGUCGGUCCUCCCGCCGAACGUAGGGCAAAGGCGUCGCAAUUCGCCACCUCAGAUCUGGUCGUCACUUCGUACGAGGUGUGCCGCAAUGAUACGGAAUUCCUCGAAAAACAAAAUUGGAACUACAUAGUCCUCGACGAAGGCCACUUGAUCAAGAACCCCAAAGCAAAGAUCAGUGUUGCAGUAAAAAGACUGCCCAGUAAUCAUCGCCUUAUUCUCACUGGCACGCCUAUCCAGAACAACGUGCUUGAGCUGUGGUCUCUGUUUGAUUUCCUCAUGCCUGGAUUUCUGGGAGCGGAGAAGGUCUUUCUUGAUCGCUUCGCCAAGCCCAUUGCUGCUAGUCGGUUUAGCAAAGCUUCUUCUAAGGAACAGGAAGCGGGCGCGUUGGCUAUCGAAGCUCUCCACAAACAAGUGCUUCCAUUCUUACUACGUCGUCUGAAGGAGGAAGUCCUCGACGACCUCCCUCCGAAGAUCCUUCAAAAUUACUAUUGCGAUCUCAGUGACCUGCAGAAGAAGCUAUUUGAAGACUUCACCAAGAGGCAGGGCAAGAAGCUUAGCGAACAGGCCGGUCGGGAAGAUAAAGAAGCGAAGCAGCACAUCUUCCAGGCUCUACAAUACAUGCGCAAGCUUUGCAACUCUCCGGCGCUUGUCAUGACCCCCAACAACAAGCUUUACGACGACACGCAGAAAUUGCUCGCCAGGCAGGGGACAAGUAUUGAUGAUCCUAUGCACGCACCUAAACUCACAGCUCUGAAGGAUCUCCUCGUCGAUUGUGGCAUAGGAGUCGAGGGUAUGGAUUCUAAUGACCCGCUUUAUCAACCUAUCAAGCCUCACCGUGCACUGGUCUUUUGCCAGAUGAAAGAAAUGCUCGACAUGGUUCAAAACACGGUCCUCAAGCGCAUGCUUCCCUCGGUGUCUUUUCUGCGUCUCGAUGGCUCGGUCGAGGCUAACAAACGACAAGACAUCGUCAAUAAGUUCAACAGUGACCCGUCGUAUGACGUUCUGCUCUUGACCACCAGUGUGGGCGGUCUGGGUCUCAAUUUAACAGGAGCUGACACGGUCAUCUUCGUGGAGCAUGACUGGAACCCGCAGAAGGAUCUGCAGGCUAUGGAUCGCGCUCACCGAAUUGGUCAGAAGAAGGUUGUCAAUGUUUACCGAUUGAUCACGAGGGGUACUUUGGAGGAGAAAAUCUUGAGCCUACAAGCAUUCAAAAUUGACGUUGCCUCCACCGUCGUGAAUCAACAAAACGCCGGCUUGGGCACUAUGGACACUGACCAAAUCUUGGACCUGUUCAACCUGGGUGAUUCAGGACCCAGUCUCAUCUCGGACAAGCCCUCGGGAGGAAUCGAAGGGCGUGAGGAAGAUAUGGUUGAUGUGGAAACUGGGGACGUUCGAGCUCCAGGCAAGAAGGCCUGGGUGGACGACCUGGGUGAACUUUGGGAUAACCGCCAGUAUGAAGAGUCUUUCGAUCUUGAUGGCUUCAUGAAGACGAUGCAAUAA